Messenger RNA from Leguminivora glycinivorella, 330 nucleotides. RefSeq lists its product as uncharacterized. The record is from RefSeq and is a predicted model, not a curated record. The coding region runs from base 1 to 330 and encodes 109 amino acids. The transcript has 4 exons. Lineage: Eukaryota; Metazoa; Arthropoda; Insecta; Lepidoptera; Tortricidae.
AUGACGUCAUAUCAGCCGGACCUCACUUGGGAUGAAGAAGUUGUAGGCUACAAGAAGCAUAUGCUUCAUUGGAUGUUCCGGAGAGCACUUCAGGCACUUCUUAUGAAGCGUCUAAGUCAUAUUGAGUAUCGGGAAGCUUGUAACGUCCUAAGACGAUAUCUUCUUGCACCCGAUUUUGGUUUCUCGGAGAAGAAACCAGACCUCAAGGACUACAGACAGAUGAUAAAUUUAGAUCCAUGUGAUUGCACGACUCCUGAACCAGAGCAGAUGGAAGAGAGUGUACAAUCAGAAGAAAUACAGAUUGGCGAAGGUUCCAACUAUCAAAUCUAA